Molecule: messenger RNA, 1149 nt
Organism: Toxorhynchites rutilus septentrionalis
Lineage: Eukaryota; Metazoa; Arthropoda; Insecta; Diptera; Culicidae
Product: GILT-like protein 3
Exons: 5
Coding region: 345-1040 (231 amino acids)
Molecular function (GO): oxidoreductase activity, acting on a sulfur group of donors, disulfide as acceptor
Source: RefSeq, a predicted model, not a curated record
AUUAGUAACGUUCGAUUGAGUCCGGUUGGUAGUUGGUCUUGGAACGCUGCCGGAAACUGGUGGAUUCGCCCCUCGUCGAUCGUAUUUUGAUUAUCGGAGUGCAUAAAUCAAUUUACAUUCGCUGCACGGGAGUGCUUCCGGGUGCGCGCGCCGUGAGCGGCAGGUUAUUGGUUAUAGAAAUUGAUUGCUUUUGCUGGGACCGUUCUUCUGUCGCCAUCCGGUGGGACUGCACAGGGCGCGCACUACUUCCGGGGACCCAUUUUUCACGCUUCGCCUAAUUCAAUUUCGAACUCCGGGCCGGUCCGGGGCGAACCGACUGUGUGCGUGCGUGAGUAUAGAAAAUAAUGAGAGCUCUCGUGGAAAAACCAGCGACCAAACUGCCGAUAAUGAUGAUGAUUGGGAUUUCCUGGCUGGCCAUUAUGUUCUCAUUAUCGGCCGGACAAGAAAUUGAUCGCCCGAGCGAGGAUUCGAACGGAACAUCAACCGGUGGCGAUGAAAGAUUGCAAGUGACAAUUUAUUACGAAACACUUUGCUACGACAGUAUCUCAUUUAUCACGAAUCAUCUCGCGCCAAGCUGGGGAAGACACCGGGACAGGAUGGACCUCAAGCUGGUUCCCUUCGGGAAGGCCUACAUUGACGAUUCCAACCCAUCGGAGCCGGUCUAUUACUGCCAGCACGGGCACCGGGAAUGUACACUCAACAUUCUCCACGGCUGCAUCCUGGACAAACUGCCGCUGGAAAAGGCCUUCCCCGUUAUUGCCUGUUUGAUGAAGGGGUUCCGGACGUCAUUUGACCAAUGCUACAAGCAGGAUCUGGCAUCAAAGGAAGAGAUACAAAAAUGUGCCAACGGCGAACAGGGAGCGAAGCUGUUCAAGAGAUCCUCAGAUGAAACGAACCGCGUGGCGACGCCGCUUUCGUUUGUGCCCACUAUCGAAGUUGAUAAGAACUAUGACAUCUUCGAGCAGGACCGAUGGCUAUACAGAUUCGAUAGAACGUUCCGGGAGGAAUUCGAAAACAAGUUCAACAAAACCCUAGACUAGAAACAUGUGUUGUGUACCUGUACAUUUGCGACAUUCUAGUAUUUUACCAAUCUCAACCCGAAACUGCAUUAUAUUUGCCAAUUAAAUGAAUCUUAAAUGUUUAAACACA